Molecule: messenger RNA, 2144 nt
Organism: Nothobranchius furzeri (turquoise killifish)
Lineage: Eukaryota; Metazoa; Chordata; Actinopteri; Cyprinodontiformes; Nothobranchiidae
Gene: poldip3
Product: polymerase (DNA-directed), delta interacting protein 3
Biological process (GO): poly(A)+ mRNA export from nucleus
Cellular component (GO): nucleus; nuclear speck
Molecular function (GO): mRNA binding
Source: RefSeq, a predicted model, not a curated record
AAUGCACAAUCGAUCUCUUAUUUGGCCUAAAACUGCUGUUUAGGUGUCUUCCCUAGGCGGCGGUAAUAUACGCAGGCGCAGUUGAAAAAGUUUGAGAGAAAAUGGCAGACGUUUCUUUGGAUGAAGUGAUACGACAGCGCGGUAUUGACCGCAAGAUUUCAGUCAAACGGCCCGUAUUUGGACGAGGUGGAGGAGGUGAUUUGAAAAGUUUUGAUGCCAGGCAGAAAAUUGGCCUGAGUGAUGUUAGACGUCUUGGAGGGGGAACAGGUUUUCAAGUCAAAGAUGCCAGAGAAAAACUGGUUCAGAAAGAUGCUCGGUUCAAAAUCCGUGGCAGGGGAGGAGCCGGAACAGUGCAAGAUGCUCGCCAGAUGAUCAACUCACGGAAACAGGGGCAGGUUCAGCGCAGUGUUUCUGUGCAGCCCACACUAAAGGCAGCCAUAACGCAGCAGCUACAGGGCAACACACUUGUGCCACACAUACAGAUUAACACCAACAACAACAUGAGCGGUGCAAACACGAGGCAGUUUACUCCUACUGUACAAGGACUGAAUUUGAGGGGCAGCACAGCAUCACAGCUGAACAACAACAUAAGAGUGAUGGAUGCCCGUGAUAGACUGAGCCUCAAAAGGAGCAUUGGAGGAACACAAACACAAGCAACUGCUGGCCCACCUUUACAAAUAACAAAGACUAUACAGCGUCCCGUGGGAGCUUUGGCCGGAAUACGUGCAGCUACUCAAGUGCCUGCCCCAAAUGAAUUUGAUGACAUCCCUAGCAAACAAAUAAAGAUCACAGCCGCCAACGCAAUGCUGCAGUCACGGUCUGGUACAGUAGGUUCAACAUUCUCCAUGACAGCCCCGAUCACCAAGGUGGUUAAAAACGAUGCCUACACAGCACCCCGUCCUCCCGUCCCUGUGAAUCCCACCCGGCCCAACACCAACAUGGCUGCCGCCCGGCCUUCUGCUGCAGCAGCACUACAGCCGGUCUCCAGGACUCUACAGCAGAGUGCAGCAGAAACCAGCACCACAGCGCCCACUCCUCCUCAGCCGGCUUUCAGCCCAUUGGAAGGGACAAAAAUAACGGUGAACAACCUUCACCCCCGCGUUACAGAAGAAGACAUCGUGGAGCUGUUCUGUGUGUGUGGUGCUUUAAAGCGAGCGAGGCUGGUGAAAGUGGGCUUAGCUGAGGUGGUGUUUGUCCGUAAAGAGGACGCCGUCAGCGCUUACAGGAAGUACAACAAUCGCUGCUUGGAUGGCCAACCCAUGAAGUGUAACAUUCACCUCCAGGGAAACGUCAUCACCUCCGAUCAGCCGAUUCUGCUGAGGCUCAGCGACACACCAGGAGCAGGGAGCAGCACAAAGAAGGAAGGUCUUCCCCCUUCUUUGGCCCGUGGUUCUGGUCAGCGGGCUUCUUCUCAGCCCACAGCGGAGGUGGACCCCCAGACUAUCCUCAAAGCUCUGUUCAAGUCCACCACUCAGUCCACCACCACCACCGAGGCUCCUAGCUCACAGACCACAGCCUUUCGCAUCAAGAUCUAGCUAAACCCAGUUUGCUCUGCUGCAGUGUUCACCUUUAAACGAUGAUUAUCCUAUCGAACGGCCCGGUCUCUGUCAUCAAGCUGGUUUUUACACAUUUCUGACUUAAAGCGUUUAAACGAGUAACAUUUUCUUCUCUGGUGUCACACGUUCCCCCGGAACGGACCAGUUGAAGUGUUGAGCGAUGAUUUAAAUCGGUCUAGUGGACAUUUGAUUUGAUGUUUUUUUUUUUUUAUUGAAUUUUUCUUUUGUGCUACAGUUAUCUGCACAUUUAGAACAAAGCUAGAUUGGGAAGAAUUGGAAGUUAAUGUUUAAAAGUACAUGCAUCUACAGUUUUCUAUGAACUAGCAGAACAAUGAUCACACUUUGUCCUUUUCUGACUUAAGUUUCUCGCUGCGCCGCCUCCAGGAGUAACUGAUGUUACCAGCAAACAGGAAGAACCUCCAGCACCACGUCUCUGGUUUUCCACUUCUGGUUGUUUUUGGGACAGACUAUUAAAAUUUGAUUGUUUUAUACGUUACUCUCAGUUUGCAUUUGUAAACUGCUUUUAAGUUGUUUCCUUGUUCUGUCAUCAGAGGAGGGGGGGGUCAACAUUAAAUAUCUAGCCUUGUA